This is a messenger RNA of Leptopilina boulardi, 2964 nucleotides long. RefSeq lists its product as uncharacterized. Lineage: Eukaryota; Metazoa; Arthropoda; Insecta; Hymenoptera; Figitidae. The record is from RefSeq and is a predicted model, not a curated record. The transcript is spliced from 16 exons. The coding region runs from base 91 to 2907 and encodes 938 amino acids.
UGUAAAAUUUUUAGUGAUUCCAUUAUAGUCGAAUCUGUGUGACUUGAAAAAAAUAUGUAAUAACAUAUUUUUUAAAACAAUUAAAUUAAAAUGUCGACUAAAAGUAUUAAUCCACAAAGGGAAAAAUCUACUGCUAUAUCAAAUGGAAAUACUGCAGCUAGUCUUCAAGUUUCAUUACCUCAAAUGUUGGAUCUUGCUUUAGGAACACCUGAGGUGGGAGCUGUAAAUUUUAAUAUUCUUCAUAAUUUUCUACAUGUUGUGUUACAUCAAAUUAAUUUAAGAACAACAAAAGUAGAAUAUAGAGGUGAAGAUGCAAAUCGAAUCAAGACAAUGGUUACCUCCUUGAAUGAUGGACCAAGUUUACAUCUACACGAAUAUAGUAUUACUGACAGUUCUGGUAGAAUAAAACAACGAAUACACAGCGAUGAGAAUUUAACAGUGAAUGUUGAUAUUUAUACUAAUCAUGAUGCAAAUGCAAAAGUUUCAAGAGGCUCUGUGAGUGCCAGAGAAACUAGAUCAAAACAGGAAAUGGACAUUGAAAAAAAGAAAGUGAAAGGUGUAAAGCAACAGAUAAGUGGAAAAAAGGAAGGAGAAUUUGAGUCUGUUAUUUUUGUAGAGCCAAUAGUAGAUGGAACAACUCCAACUGCACUGAGUUUUAAGAAAUUGGAAAAUUCUGUGCAAAAAUUGCAACAACAAUUUCAAUUUCUUGAGGAAUUAGCAACAAAUCCAGAAUUAAUAAAUAAAGUUAAAGGGAAUAAUACCGAUCCUCUAAAAGAUAUGUGGCAAAUUAUUAAUAUCAACAAGAGAUUGGAUGCCAGUGAACAAGGAAUUAAUAAAUUAACAUCAAUGUUGCAAGAUAUCAUUAAAAGUGAUAAAAUAGAAGUACAAAAUGAAUCAUCUGAUGUUACGACACAAUUGACCGAAAUCGAUCAAAGAAUGUCAAAUUUGGAAGAAACUAUUAAACGUCUUUUUGAAGAAAAAAAUUCAAUUCCUCAGAAUAUUGAAAACUCUGAGCCAAAUUCUAUUGAACGAAAAUCUAAUUCUAAAAACACAGAGAAAAUAUCAAAUGAAUAUGAAGAGAGAAAUAAAUCGACUGAAGAAAUAAAUACUCUUGUACAAGAUUCAAUUGAAAAUAAAGAUGAUUUUAGUGAAAUUCUCGCUAAUGUUAAUAGUUUGAAAAAUGAUGUAAAUCAAGUUCGUAAUGAUAUUGCAGAAUUAAAAUCAAAAUUUACAAAAACAUCAGAACAUAAUCUGAGAUCAGAAGAAAUAAAAUCGGGAAUUGUAGAAAGUAAAGAAGAAACAGAAAUUGAAGCAACUACUGAAACCGAUGGAAUUAAAAAUAAAAGUAUUACUUCCAUUAAACAUAAAGAACAAAACAGUAAAUCUGAAUUUGAGGAGGAAAAUUUAAAACACAAGAAAUCGGAACAAAAAGAAACAACUGUAAAUCAAAGAUCUUCUACAAUUGCUGCUAAAGAAUCAAAUGUAGAAAAAUUAGCAUUGUGCCUCGAAGCUGUACAAAAAGUAGAAACAAUCGAAACUGCUAUGAAAGAAUUAAGUACCAGAGUUGAUAAUCUGGAAAAAAGUACAACUCACCUUUCAGAAAUUGCUAACAAUUUACCAGUGAGUGAAGUUAAUUCUGAUAAAGAAAAAAAUGAACUUCAGACUAAAAUUCAAAAAAUCGAAGACGAAAUGGAGAAAUUGAUUCAGACGAAUAAAAUUGCAGAAGAUAAAGAUGAUGUCACUGUCAAUAAAAACACUCUACAAGAGCAAAUUGAAAUUCUAAAAGUUGUAAAAGUUGAUAAAGAAGAUCUCGAGGAUGCUUUAGCUAAUAAAGCAGAUACCAUGACUGUAAGCAGAAAGGUGUCCUAUGAUCAAUUUGAUGUAACACGUGAUGACCUCACACGUGGACUCGAAGAAGCUUUCGAUAAAUUAAACCAACAAGAAUCAAUAAUGCAACAUGCUUUAGAUGAAGUACACAAAGAAAUAGAUGGCAAACUUGAUAAACAAGAAAUUUCCCCUUUCAAAGAAUCAGUUGAUAAUAAAUUUCAACGACUGCAAGAAAAAUUGAAAAUUCUUUCUGAAAUAAGAGAACCAACUGAAGCAGCAGCAACUAAAAGGAUGCUUAGAGAUGUGCAAUGCUUAUCCUGUGACAAAGAUGUAGUAAUGAGAAUGCAUGAUAAUAAUCCAAUGUAUGUUACUGCAUUAUCUUCAAUUAAGAAAUUACAACUUAGAACACAAUCGAAAAAAUUACCACCGCAAAGAAAAGAUAUGCUUUAUUUAGAAGCUGCAUUAAAAGAAGAAAGAAAAUCUAAAGGUUCUUCAUUGCCGAAAAAUGGAAACCAUUUUAGUAAUCGAUAUUGUGGUGGUAGUCACACAAUUAUAACACCACAACAAAAAAUAAUGAGAGAUGGACAUUUUUUAAAUCAAUGGGGUCCUCAAGUUAUUCAACUUCCUGCUGGUAUUAUUGAGGGAUCCGAUGGUAAAACAUAUCGUAGUCGAUUAUUGGUUGGUGAACCUAAUAAAAAUGAGAAGAAAAUUUGCGAUCCUUGUGAUAAUAAAUGCAAUUCUCAACAAAUUUUAAAAGAAAAUCUAGUUCCAGUGCCGAAUCAACAAAGUAUUGAAAAGAAAGGAAGCUAUGUAUCUGAAGAAGAAGAAAAAGAACUGGUAGAUCGAGUUUCUGUAGGAUCACGUGAAGAAAUUUAUAAACAUUCAAAAGAAGAGUACGAGAUGAUAAUGGAGGAAUAUCCAUCUUUUCUACCUUCACCUCCAUUAGAAGAGAAAGACAAACAAGAAUCAUUAUCAAAAACAAUGGGUGUUGGUAGUUUCUUCGAAGAAUCUAAAUCCAUUGCACAAAUUGCAUUUGAGGAGGACAACGACGAAUUUGAAGAGCUUAUGGAUGAUAACUAAUUUUCUAUAAAUUUUUUGAUAAUUUAUAUAAUAAAUAAAGACAAGAUUGACAGUGAA